AUGCCCAGUGCAUCCGCCACGGCAGAGAAAGCCGAGUGCCGUCCAGAACGGCUGAGCAACAGGCGGAAGCUGGCAGAGCGUACGGAGGCGAGCGUGCAGGUGUCCGAGUUCAAUGUCAGCUGCAAAGGUGCUGGGGAGAAGCUGGUCCUGUCCGAGCUCCUGCGGCCCAUCCGUCCCAAAUCCACCCUCAGCAGCGUGAAGAAAGAGCUGACCAGAGUGAAGCAGAAAAAGGCAGUGGAGCUGCCGCUCAGCAAAGAGGAGGCAAAGCGGGUCGUGAGGGAAGCUGCCUACGUCAGGACCUCUAAAGACGUGGGCAAAUGGCAGCAGGUGGUUUUGCAGAACCGACGGGCAGAGCAGCUGGUUUUCCCUCUGAAGCAGGAGAUUGCUACGGUUGUCCCCCUGGAGCAAGUGGCUUCAGCGUGGAAGGCCCGAACUCCCCUGGAGCAGGAGAUCUUUGGACUGCUCCACAAAACGCAGCAGCCCAUCACGGACCCGCUCCUGACGCCAGAGGAGACGGCCUCGCUGCAGGCAAUGAGCUUGGAGGAGGCCCGGCAGCGGCGGGCAGAGCUACAGAAGGCUCGGGUCGUGCAGUCCUACUACGAAGCCAAGGCUCGGCGAGAGAAGAAGAUCAAGAGCAAGAAGUACCAUCGCGUGCUGAAGAAGAGCAAGAGGCGCAAGGCCUUAAAGGAGUUUGAGCUGCUGCAUAAGUCGGACCCUGAGGCCGCCUUGGCGAGGCUGGAGGAGCUGGAGCAGCUCAGGAUGCAGGAGCGGAUGAGUCUUAAGCACCAGAACAAGGGAAAAUGGGCCCGCUCCAGGGCCAUUAUGGCUAAGUAUGACCUGGAGGCCCGCAAGGCCAUGCAGGAGCAGCUGGCCAAGAACAAGGAGUUGAUGCAGAAGGUGCGGGUGGAGCUGCCUGAGGAGGAGCCAGGGGAUGUGCCCGAGGAGGACCUCACGUCGGUGACCGUCCCCACCAUCCCUGCGGGUGCCAGCGGAGCUAAUCCCUGGAUGCUGGGCAAGCCCAGCGGCCCAGCCGAGGAGCCUGAGGUGCAGGAGGGUCUUGGAGACGUUGCGGUGCCUGGUGCUGCGGAGAGCAAGGAGGAGAUGGAGGAGGAGGAGGAGGAGGUGUCGGAGGAGGAAGCUCUGCUACAAGACUUUGCGCAGAAACGGCACGCGCGGCAGCAGCGGGCGGGGGGCCCUGAGGGACAAGGUGCCGAUGAGAUGGAGGCAGUUUCUGAACUGCGGGGGGACAGCCCCAUCCACGCCGUCUGCGCCGAGGAGCCGGCGAGCCUCGGGACCGAGCAGCCUCCCCAGGCCCAGGAGGAGAUCCUGCUGUCGGAGCAGCUGGGCCGGGCGCGGACGAUGGAGGACGGCGAGGCUCUGGCCUCAGAGGAGCGUGUGGAAGAGCAGGAGAAGCCAGCGGCCGCAAGAGCGGAGGAGCGAGUGCGGCAGCAGGAGGAAGGCAGGGCUGGGGACCGGCGUGCCAAGAAACCACCAGCCAAGAAGAAGAUCAUUAGCCUGCAGGCUGUGCUGGCUGGGAAGUGCCAGGAGGUCCAGUGCCCCAGCCUACCUGUGGUCGUGGAGGAGGAGGAGGGUGGCGUCGACCAAAGAGGGGUGAUCACAGAGGCCUUUGCCGGGGACGAUGUGGUCGCUGACUUCCGCCGGGAGAAGCGCAAGGCAGAGCAGGCCGGGAAGCCGCAGCCGGUGAACCUGGUGCUGCCGGGCUGGGGCGAGUGGGGAGGCACGGGGCUGAAGCCCAGCGCCAAGAAAAUAAAACGGUUCCUGCUCAAGCCGCCCCCGGCGCCUCCCAGGAAGGACCAGCACUUGCCCCACGUCAUCGUGAGCGAGCAGCGCAACAUCCACGCAGCGGCACAUCAGGUCAGCGAGCUGCCCUUCCCCUUCGAGAGGCACCAGCAGUUUGAGCAGAGCAUCCGGACGCCCGUGGGCCCCACGUGGAACACGCAGCGUGCCUUCCAGAAGCUGACCGCCCCCCGCGUCGUUACCCGAGCAGAGCGGCCCCUCGAGCCCCAGCAGGUCCCGGUCGGUGACGAGCAGCUGUCAUGA
Pygoscelis adeliae (Adelie penguin) is the source of this 2061-nucleotide messenger RNA. It is a transcript of the gene UTP14A, whose product is annotated as UTP14, U3 small nucleolar ribonucleoprotein, homolog A (yeast). The record is from RefSeq and is a predicted model, not a curated record. Gene Ontology annotation, biological process: rRNA processing. The transcript has 14 exons. Gene Ontology annotation, cellular component: small-subunit processome; nucleolus. NCBI's taxonomy places the organism in Eukaryota, Metazoa, Chordata, Aves, Sphenisciformes, Spheniscidae. Bases 1 to 2061 code for a protein of 686 amino acids.